CUUGAGAGGCUGAGAGGAGAAAGCAGUUCCGCCGAGGGAGACGGUGGGUGGAAAUCGUCCCCGGUGGCGGUGAGAGUGUUCAGUGGACGUUGAGGCUUAGACUCGCUUCGCCGGAAAGAGAAGAACAAAGAAGAUCGGGAAGAACUGUCCGCCGGAGUCCGUCGCCGGACGGAGGAAGAAAACCGUUCGUGGAGCAGGCUGCCGGAGCUGCUGUCGAGAUCUCUCCUGGAGGAUGACCGCCGCUUGGAGCUACAGGAGAUCCAGUCGCAGGAGCAGGAAGAUGAUGCCGCCGCUGUUCGUCGGGAGGAUAAGCCGCUGCCUGGUGCUUUGGAAGCUGCUCCUGGAAUCGCCGGAACGAGCCCCUGCCCAGGCGCCUGGUGCUGUUGGUUGCUGGAGCAGACCACCAUCGAUCCGUCGCCGGAGGAGUAACCGUCGAUUGGAAAAUUUUGUCUGUCUCUCGGCUGAAUUCCAGAAUAGAAUCUCCCACCGAAUGAGGAAGAGAAGCAGGAGAAGGAGCAGUACAUUGAUCCGGCUUCCCAUCGUCGUUUUCCGCCGGCAGCAGAAGGUUCUCCGGCAUCACAUCUUCCUCUCGUCCGUAAGUUUCAGGUAGUUUCGAAACCUCCCAAAAUUCUUCUAUUUCAAUUCCGAAAUCUUCGAUUAAGCACUAAACCUCCAUCAUCCAUCAAGGAUUACGAUAAAAUACUGUAGAAGAAGGUUAAAUAUUAUCUGUUCGUUCAUAUGUUUGAACACAUUUCUGAACUGUUUUUCUUUUCCGUUCAAGAGAAUUCUUGUUCUUCACCUUGCUUGGAGUUUCAGACUGUUCUCUUGACACAUGCACCAAACUCUUUUAAGAGAUGUUUGGGCAGCCAAAGUUGUGUAAUCUUCAUUCUUGAGUUAAUUGCGACUUUUAUUCUUUU
Andrographis paniculata is the source of this 917-nucleotide messenger RNA. RefSeq lists its product as uncharacterized. The transcript is spliced from 2 exons. Lineage: Eukaryota; Viridiplantae; Streptophyta; Magnoliopsida; Lamiales; Acanthaceae. The record is from RefSeq and is a predicted model, not a curated record. Bases 233 to 610 code for a protein of 125 amino acids.